Messenger RNA from Glycine soja, 2124 nucleotides. RefSeq lists its product as uncharacterized. The record is from RefSeq and is a predicted model, not a curated record. The coding region runs from base 104 to 1843 and encodes 579 amino acids. The transcript has a single exon. NCBI's taxonomy places the organism in Eukaryota, Viridiplantae, Streptophyta, Magnoliopsida, Fabales, Fabaceae.
UAACAUCAAUGCCCAUUUCCCCCAAAUUCUCGUUUCUUCUACGCACUGCACCGCACUUCACUUCACUUAACCUCACUUCCAUUCCCCAAAAUACCAAAUUCCAAUGGCAGAAGCAGAAUCCGAAGCUCUGCGCCUCAAGGCCAUGGCGGAGUCCAAGUUCAAAGGCUCCAACAAUAACGCCAAAUCCGCUCUAAAGUACGCUAAGCGCGCCCACCGCCUCUGCCCGCACCUCGCCGGUGUGUCGGAGACCGUCGCCGCCCUCUCCGUCCUCGCCGCGCCAGAUUGGUACCGCGCCCUAGGCGCAGAGCCCUUCGCCAGCAGCAGCGUCAUCCGAAGGCAGUACAAGAAGCUCGCCCUGCUCCUCCACCCCGACAAGAACCCCCACGUGGCUUCCGAGGAGGCCUUCAAGCUCCUCGGCGAGGCCUUCAGCUUUCUCUCCGACAGAAACCGCCGCCGCGAGUACGACGCCAAGCUUCGACGUAAAAUCGAGGCGGCUGAGAUCGAGAGCGAGACGUUCUGGACUGCUUGCUCCACUUGCAGGCUCCUGCACCAGUUUGAGCGGAAGUACCUGGGGCAGGAAUUAGUGUGUCCGAGUUGUGAGAAGAGUUUUAGGGCUGUGGAAGCGGCUCAGAGUGAUGAUGAUGACGAUGAUGAUGAUGGGGAUAUUAGGGUUAGGAGUAGGAGGUUGAAGUUGAAAGAGAUGGAGAAGAGGGAAAUUGGGGUGAAAGGGGAAGUGGGUGGUGAGAAAGGUAAUGAAUUGGGGAGUGAGAAGGAAGGGAGAUUGAGGAAGAGAAUGUGUUCGGUUGGGGAGGUUUUGGAGAGGGCUAAACCUAGUAAUAGUAAGAGGGUUAAAAAUGGAGAGGAAAUGAUGACAUUGGCUGAAUUUCAGAAUCAAGUGAAGAGAAAAUUGCAGGAGGGAAAGUUGAAGGAAAAAGAAAAAGAAAAGGAAAAGGAAAAGGAGGAGGAGGGAAUUGAGAAGAGGAGAAACCCCGCGGAGAGGAGGCGGCGGCGGUUGGGAUUGAGAAAUAAUGGAGGUUUAGAGGCUGGGGAGGUGAGGGGUUUGAAGAAGAGUGUGAAGCCUGCGAUUGAGGAGAAGAGGAAGGGGUUGAUAAUUGAGAAGCAUAGGGGGGGUUCUAGUGGAGGGGAGUUGGAGACUAUGGCGGUGGUGGAUUCUGAUUUUUAUGAUUUUGACAAAGAUAGAGUUGGAAGAAGCUUUAAGAAAGGCCAAGUGUGGGCGAUGUAUGAUGAUGAUGAUGGAAUGCCGAGGAAUUAUGCCUUGAUUGAUGAAACUGUCUCGGUGAAUCCUUUUGGAGUGAGGAUAAGUUGGUUGGAUGUACAGAACAGUGGGGAUGGGAGGAUUGUUAGUAGGGAGAAAAUGGGGUUUCAUAUACCUUGUGGGAGAUUUAAGGUUGCCAGGAGGAAGGCUUCUGUAAAUUCGGUGAAUAUCUUUUCUCAUGUUGUGGAUUGUGACCGGGCUGCACGUGAGGUUUACAAAAUUUACCCCAAGAAGGGCUCCGUAUGGAUGCUUUAUGGCGAGGGUAGUAUUGAUGCGGAUGAGGGUAAGGGAUGCUAUGACAUUGUUGUGUUUUUGACGAGUUACAAUGAGGUGAAUGGUCUGAGUAUGGCGCAUCUUGAGAAGGUUGAUGGUUACAAGACAGUAUUUAAGAGGCUGGAGAGGGGGAGCGGUGCUAUUAGAUUUCUUGGGAAGGAUGACAUGUGGUUAGUUUCACAUCAGAUUCCUGCACGGAAGCUUCUUUGUGAUGAAACUCCUGAACUGUUGAAAGAUUGUUGGGAACUUGAUCCUGCUUCACUUCCUUCUGAUUUACUUACUAUUGGUGGAUAGAUAAUUUAGAUUAGGUAAUCUUUUUGGUGAUAGACUCUGAGUUUUGAAAGACUAUUUAGAAGUUGAUUGUUGAUGACUUCGUAUGUACUUACUGUUGGGUGGCUUAAAUUGAUGACCUUUGGAAACUUUGGUACGACAAAGAUUAUGUUAUUAGGAAACCUGACUGCUUUGUAAAGCUUCAAUUUGAUAAAUCUGUAUAAAGAGAUAUACAUGAAUUAUACUCUUAUAUUCUGCUGGAUUAAAAUGUUCGUCAACACUAUAAACUAGUUACUAUGGCAAAA